Messenger RNA from Brassica oleracea var. oleracea, 1595 nucleotides. RefSeq lists its product as uncharacterized. The record is from RefSeq and is a predicted model, not a curated record. The transcript has 2 exons. NCBI's taxonomy places the organism in Eukaryota, Viridiplantae, Streptophyta, Magnoliopsida, Brassicales, Brassicaceae. The coding region runs from base 74 to 1453 and encodes 459 amino acids.
UAUAUUAUAUGUUACAUAAGAUGAGUUAAUAAACAAGAAAAUCAAAAGUAAAGAAACUUUGAAAGAAGCAAAAAUGGUUUCAUCUUCUUCUUCUUCUUCAUCAUCUGAAGUAAAGAUUGUCUCAGAAUGCUUCAUCAAACCCAAAACCGUCGCGUUAAAAUCAAAAGAGCCAUACCAUUUAUCACCGACCGAUCAUGUGGUUCUCUCCUUCCAAUACAUCCAAAAGGGUCUUCUCUUUCUCAAACAGUCUGAUUAUGAUGAUGCAACCAAACCAAAAGACUUCAUGGAGACAUUGCUUCAAAAGCUUAAAGACUCUCUAGCAGCAACACUUGUCCACUUCUACCCUUUCGCGGGUCGACUCUCGACCUUGAAAACCGACAAUCCAAGAAGAUCUUACUCGGUGUUUGUGGAUUGUAACAACAGUCCUGGAGCUGGAUUUAUCCAUGCCAAGUUGGAUCUAUGUGUGUCAGAUAUUAUUGAGUCCACAUACGUUCCUUUGGUUGUUCAUUUUUUAUUUGAUCAUCACAAAGCAGUGAAUCUAGAUGGUCAGAACAUGAGUCUCUUAUCAGUCAAGGUAACAGAACUUGUAGAUGGAGUGUUCAUAGGAUUGUCUAUGAAUCAUUCGAUUGGAGAUGGAUGUACUUUCUGGCAUUUCUUCAACUCUUUCUCCGACAUCUUCACUAAUCACAACAACUUGUUUUGUCUCAAGAAUCCUCCAAUCUUCCGAGAAGUGUCUGGUCCUCUUUGCAGGCUUCCUUACAGUCCACUUGAUAAGUCCUCCAUUAGUCAUCAAUCCGAAUCUCCGGUUUUGAAAGAGAGAAUGUUCCAUUUCUCAUCAGAGACAGUGAGAUCACUCAAAUCAAAGGCCAAUCAAGAUUGUAAUACAACAACAAUCUCUUCGUUGCAGUCACUAACCGCAGUUAUAUGGAGAAGCAUUACAAGAGCAAGAAAAGCACCAAAUGAUCAAGAAACUACUUGCAGGUUUGCUGCAGACAGUAGAUCAAGAAUGGAUCCACCAUUGCCGACGAAUCACGUUGGGUUUUACGUCUCUGCUACAAGUACCACUGCCAAAAAUGGUGAUCUAUUGGAGAAGAAUGGGUUAGGAUGGGCUGCUUCAAAGCUCCAUCGAGCUGUAACCGAGCACACUGGCGAGAAGAUCGCUUCCCAAAUUGAUCGAUGGUUGAAGUCUCCACCAGCGGCAGUACACGAUCCGAACGUUGUUCAUAUGGGAAGCUCGCCGAGGUUUGACAAGUACGGAUGCCAGUUUGGGAUGGGGAAAGCGGUUGCGGUUAGAAGCGGUUAUGGCGGUAAGUUUGACGGGAAGGUAUCAGCUUACCCUGGGAGAGAAGGAGGUGGGAGCAUAGAUUUUGAAGUCUGUCUUUUGCCAGAGUUUAUGGAAGCUUUGGAAUCAGAUCAAGAGUUCAUGUCUCUUGUCUCUUCUUCCCAGAACUAAGGUUUUCUCCUAGUUGUGUGGUUCUUUGUUCCUGUUACACCCUCUUUGGUUGGUUUGAUUUUAUUUUUUGUUAGUUAUAUAUGAUGAACUACUGUGUGUGAUUGUUAAUGUCACAGGAUUCUGCAGUUGUCGGAAUCAAAUG